ACUGACACUGGUGGGACAGUUUGACAUCCAGAACAAAACAGCUUCCAACAAGGAGACUUCAGAAUAUAGUAGAGAUAAGUAAUGUUAUAGAAAACAUGCAGGGAACACUUCUAAUAGUUACAAUUUUGCACUUCAUUCUUCCCUCAUUUCAUCACCCUGCCAGAAGCUUAACUGCAUCUUCCACUUCACCCAAGCACUGCUUUUGUACCCAUUCAGCAGAAAAAGUAAGCUCUUCCCUUUUGAUCACCCCAAGCCUACUUUGUAGGGUGGCAACACUUGACAGUGCUCUUCUAUUUUAUCAGGUGGGAACUGGCAGAGGACACUUGGCAGUGAGGAAAUUAAGAGGGAUGAAGACUUACGUUCUGAGACUAUGGUAUAUGCUUGUGCCCAUAACACGGCUGGAUACAGCUGAGGAUUUCCAGCGGACAAAGAAUAAUUCAGGCUCUUUCUAUUAUGGCACUUUUCCAGAUGGGUUUUUAUGGGGUAUUGGAAGUUCUGCAUACCAGACUGAAGGGGCCUGGGACAAGGAUGGGAAAGGACCAAGUAUCUGGGAUGCUUUCACUCACAAAAAAGGAAAAGUGUUCAGAAAUGAAACAGGAGAUUCAGCAUGUGAUGGCUACUACAAAGUAAAGGAUGACAUUGAGCUACUAAAGAAGUUGAAAGUGAAUCACUAUCUCUUUUCUAUCUCAUGGCCUCGGAUUAUGCCCACUGGCAUCAAAACAGAGCAAGUGAAUGAGAAGGGAAUACAGUUCUACAAUGAUACAAUUAAGAGUCUUCUGGAAAACAAUAUUAUCCCUAUUGUGAGCCUCUACCACUGGGAUCUUCCACAGGUUCUCCAAGAAAAGUAUGGUGGCUGGCAAAAUAUAAGCAUGAUAGAUUUCUUUAAUGAUUAUGCAAAUCUAUGUUUUGAGAAGUUUGGUGAUCGUGUGAAACACUGGAUUACUUUUAGUGACCCUUGGGCAGUUGCUGUAAAGGGUUAUGACACAGGAGAACAUGCACCAGGACUGAAGCUCGGUGGAUGCGGUGCAUACAAAGCAGCACACCAUAUGAUUAAAACUCAUGCAAAGGUAUGGCACUCUUACAAUGACACAUGGCGUAGUGAGCAGCAAGGUAUGGUUGGAAUUUCCCUAACCAGUGGCUGGGGUGAGCCUAUUGAUCCACACAGCCAAACAGACAGAGAUGCUGCUGAAAGAUAUAUACAGUUCCAUUUGGGAUGGUUUGCAAAUCCGAUUUACAAAGGAGACUAUCCAGAAGUUAUGAAGAAUUAUGUAGGUAGGAAGAGUGCCCAGCAGGGGCUGGGGACCUCAAGGUUACCAACCUUCUCAGUGCAAGAGAAAACCUGCAUUAAAGGCACGGGUUUCUUGGGAAUAGGCCAUUUUACUACUCAUUAUGUUCUACAGAAGAGCUUUCCCGUCCUACAAGUGCCCAGUUACCACACUGACUAUGAUUUGGCUGAACUGGUGGACCCAAAAUGGCCAGCUCCAGGACCUGAAUGGUUAUAUUCCGUGCCCUGGGGAUUCAGAAGAUUACUCAACUUCAUUAAGACACAGUAUGGGAACCCUCUCAUUUAUGUGACAGAGAAUGGAGUUUCUGAAAAGGUACAGUGUACUCAGCUGUGUGAUGAAUGGAGGAUAGAGUAUCUGAAAGGAUAUAUUAAUGAAAUACUCAAAGCUCUGAAUGAUGGUGUUAAUGUCAAAGGUUACACUGCCUGGUCACUGCUGGAUAAAUUUGAAUGGAACAAAGGCUUUUCCGAGAGAUUUGGACUUUAUCACAUUGAUUUCAAAAACAAGAACAAGCCACGAUACCCAAAAGCAUCCGCUGACUAUUAUAAAAAGAUUAUCAGUGCAAAUGGAUUCCCAAGCUCAAGAGAGGUGGACAACUGGCAUGGGGAGGCCAUGGACACUUGCUCCGCCACACACCAGCGCCUCGCUACAGAUUCCCUGAUUGCUCACAUGGAAAUGGUGACAGAGAUUGUUCUUCCUACAGUUUUCACAUUCUGCAUACUCAUCAGUAUUGUCCUACUCAUACUCUAUCUUCGAAAUCACAGUUAAAGUUGCAUGCUUACACACACCUUCAUUUUGCCUAACAAAUAAAGUGCAGGUGGUUUAUUAUAUUGGUUAAAGUUUACCACAGGUGCCUCUUUUUCUACCACUGCAGAAUGGAAUAUUAGGAAAGGGAUAAGAAGCAAGAUUUACUGAGGAGAAACCAGGAAUUAUAGAGAUUUAUAGUUUUUAAAAAUCAUGAAUAUUGGGGGUUUCCUUAUCUUACUUAUUAAUAAUUUUCUUUUAUACAAAAGUUUUGUCUCAUAUUAUUUAAUCAGCAUGUGCUACACUAUGUAAUUGUUUGAAGUUACACUACCAAAACACCACAUAAACUAUCUGAUCAACAUAAUGUGUGCAACUGUGAUCCCAGUGUAUUUAAAUGCUUAUGCCCAGCCAAUUAUACUGAAGAAAAUAUGCAAAAGUAUGCAAGAAAACAGUUAAAAUA
Molecule: messenger RNA, 2487 nt
Organism: Strigops habroptila (Kakapo)
Lineage: Eukaryota; Metazoa; Chordata; Aves; Psittaciformes; Psittacidae
Gene: LCTL
Product: lactase like
Biological process (GO): carbohydrate metabolic process
Molecular function (GO): beta-glucosidase activity
Source: RefSeq, a predicted model, not a curated record